AUGGAGCGGUCGCGCCCCCUCGCUAUAGAUCGAACCCCUGCAGAGACACAGAGAGCCCAACGCGGUAAGGGCCGCGGCUGCGUCAGGAAGAAGAGAAGCAGAGACGGCGAUGGCGAGAUUGGUGGCGCCGGCAAGAAAUGCCGGGUUGACGAGGACUAUGGCGAUGGCGAGAUCGGCGCCGGCAAGAGAUGCCGGUUUGGCAAGGACUACAACGAUGGCGAGACCGGCGACGGCAGGGGAGAUUACAACACAAACGGCGACGAGAAUGACAACAACGGCGACUCCACUAGUGACGGUGAGGAUUCGAUCUACUACUACAGCGACGAUGACGAGGAGACGGAGGCCUUCGGUGCCAAGGCAAUCGAACCCGCCGAGCAGAGGUACAUCGUUCUGAGCCAGGACGCUAUCAGCGCGCGGCAGGAAGCGGACAUCGCCGAGGUCGCCGAGGUGCUGUCUGUCCCGCCGGGCUUCGCCGCAGUCCUGCUGCGGCACUACAAGUGGCGAGCGAUGCGGGUCCAGGAGGAAUGGUUCUCCGACGACCGGCGCAUCCGCCACGCCGUCGGCCUGCCGGCGGACGGCAGCGUCCUCGUGCCCACGGCGCUCAGCCGCAGGCCCCUCGUCUGCGCCAUCUGCUUCGGAAGCUUCCCCGCCGGCGGGACGAGGCCCGCGGCGUGCUCCACCCACUUCUACUGCGACGCGUGCUGGCGCGGGUACAUCCGCGCGGCCGUGGAAGACGGCCCGCGGUGCCUGUCGCUGCGGUGCCCGGACCCGUCCGGCUCGGCGGCCGUGGUGCGAGAGCUGGUCGACGAGGUGGCCGCCGCCGAGGACAGGAUCCGGUACGCGCGGUUCGCGCUGUGGUCGUUCGUGGACGAGAGCGGCGGCAGGGUCAAGUGGUGCCCGGGACGCGGCUUUUCGCGCGCCGUGGAGUUCGUCGGCUGCGCUGGCGACGCGACGGACGUGUUCUGCGAGUGCACGCACGGAUUCUGCUGGAUGGAGCUGCGGCGAGGAGGCGCACCGGCCGGUGUCGUGCGACACGGUGCGCGCGUGGCUGGCCAAGAACGUCUCCAACUCGGAGACGGCCAACUGGGUGCUGACCCACACCAAGCUCUGCCCUAA
Molecule: messenger RNA, 1116 nt
Organism: Miscanthus lutarioriparius
Lineage: Eukaryota; Viridiplantae; Streptophyta; Magnoliopsida; Poales; Poaceae
Source: the annotation of a GenBank genome assembly